Salvia splendens (bonfire salvia) is the source of this 729-nucleotide messenger RNA. RefSeq names its product dehydration-responsive element-binding protein 1E. The transcript has a single exon. Gene Ontology annotation, biological process: regulation of DNA-templated transcription. Bases 60 to 665 code for a protein of 201 amino acids. NCBI's taxonomy places the organism in Eukaryota, Viridiplantae, Streptophyta, Magnoliopsida, Lamiales, Lamiaceae. The record is from RefSeq and is a predicted model, not a curated record. Gene Ontology annotation, molecular function: DNA binding; DNA-binding transcription factor activity.
CUUUAUCUCUCUAACUUCAGAUUUUCUACCAGCCGAUUAACUAACUACUGCCGCAUUUCAUGGAUUCCUUCAAGACCUCUCACUCCGACGAGGAGGUGAUCCUGGCGUCCAGCCACCCGAAGAAGCGGGCGGGGAGGAAGAAGUUCAAGGAGACGCGCCACCCGGUCUACCGCGGCGUGCGGCGCCGAAACUCCAACCGCUGGGUGUGCGAGGUGCGUGAGCCCACCCAGCAGAAGCGGAUAUGGCUGGGGACCUACCCGACCGCCGAGAUGGCAGCCAGGGCCCACGACGUGGCCGCCCUUGCCCUCAGGGGCCAGGGCGCCUGCCUCAACUUCGCCGACUCCGUGUGGCGGCUGCCCCACCCGGCCUCUAAUGACCCCAAGGAGAUACGGAGGGUCGCUGUCGAGGCCGCGGAGGCGUUCCGCCCCACAUUGGGGGGCGAGGUUUAUGAGGAAAGAGGGGAGAUGAAUAAUGAGGCCGCAGCGGUGGAUGAGGGGAGUAGCUCCUCCGUCAAUGUGCUGGGUGGUGAUUUUUGCAUGAAUGAGGAAUAUGACGGGGCGGGCGGCGCGUUGAUGUCGCCGCCGCGGCACUUCGAAGGAGGCUUCGGCUGGAAUGAUGACGGGGAAAGCGAUGCUGAGGUGGAGCUGUGGAGUUACUCACUUUGAUAAAUUAUGAUUAAUUGGGGGUAGGGCAUAUAUAGUCCCACCAAUGAAAGGCUAGAUUUUAUAU